AUGGUGUUGCUGAGUCCAUCGAUUAGUGCACUUAGAAAGCUGCUUGGGAUAUGUGAGAGGUAUGCAGUUGCACAUGGGCUCAAGUACAACAUAAACAAGAGUGAGCUCCUUGUUUUUAAGCCGCGUGGUGGUUCUGUCGGGACAGUACCGCCCGUCUACUUGUACGGAAGUGAACUCAAACACGUGUCAGAGUUCAAAUACUUGGGCCACUGGGUGACUGCGGACCCCUCAGAUGGCAUGGACAUGGAAAGGGAGAGACGCUCCACGGCUGUGCGUUGUAAUAUGCUUGCCCGCAGGUUUGCACGGUGUACAAAAGAAGUCAAAAUAACAUUCUUUAAGGCUUACUGCCAGAGCUUCUACACGUGCAGCCUGUGGGUAAGAUACACGCAGAGUACUCUCAAUACCUUGAGAGUACAGUAUAAUAAUGCUUUCCGGAUACUGUUGGGUCUGCCGCGCUUCUGCAGUGCAUCAGGUAUGUUCGCGGAGACUCGAACCGAUGGCUUUCACGCCAUAAUGCGGAAGCGUACUGCCUCACUGAUGGGGCGGUUGCGCGGUAGCUCCAACAGCUUGCUACGUGUGCUGGCCGAGAGGCUAGACUGCCCGUUCCAACACCACUGGAUGCUGAUGCACGUACAGCGGUAG
Molecule: messenger RNA, 642 nt
Organism: Cydia splendana
Lineage: Eukaryota; Metazoa; Arthropoda; Insecta; Lepidoptera; Tortricidae
Exons: 1
Coding region: 1-642 (213 amino acids)
Source: RefSeq, a predicted model, not a curated record